AUGGAAGAUCCUCUCGAAAGUUCAGCCGAUUCAUCCUCAACUCACGCCGAACAAUCCUUCGGCAACCCACCCGACCCUUGUGCCAUUAAUCUGGCUCGUUACCUGAACCUCAGUGAUCUCGGUAAUCCCUUCCGGCUAGAUAACGGCGACAAUCCUGCUGUUAUUCUCGUCACCGAUUUGUUCACCACAGAUAAUUACAUCACUUGGUCGCGUGCUAUGCGACGGGCCCUUCAUGCCAAAAAUAAAUCAGGGUUUAUCUCUGGAGAUAUCCCUAAACCAAUCGACCCUACAGACCCUCUCCUUGAGCUCUGGGAGCGUUGCAACGACAUGGUAGUGUCGUGGAUUCAAAACUCCAUCAGCUCUUCAAUCAAAUCCAGCAUGGUGUUCGUUGAUGAUGCACGCGACAUAUGGCUUGAUCUUCAAACCCGAUUCUCUCAUCAAAAUGGUCCUCGGAUUUUCCGGCUAAAGAAAACCUUAGCCAGCCUUGUUCAAGACGCAGACUCUGUCAGUAUCUAUUAUGGUAAGCGUAAAACUCUUUGGGAUGAGCUUUCCAUUUACGAUCCAAUCCCUAUGUGUACUUGUGGAAUUGCGAAAACUCUUCUGGAUAGAUAUCAACGUGACUCUGUUUUUCAAUUUCUUAUGGGUUUACAUGAUACCUAUUCUAAUGUACGUGACCAAAUCAUGAUGUUAGACCCUCUCCCACCUGUAAGCAAGAUUUUCUCCCUCAUCCAACAACAAGAGCGACAACACCAGCUUCUUCCCCCUAACCCAUCCCCUGACUCAAUGGCCUUAGCCAUCAAACGACCUUUCAUCCAACCUGCUAAGCCAUACACUCCGACCAAAUUUCCCCCUAAGAAAGACCGUGCCUAUUAUACCCAUUGUAAGAUUUCUGGUCACAUUUGA
Molecule: messenger RNA, 903 nt
Organism: Pistacia vera
Lineage: Eukaryota; Viridiplantae; Streptophyta; Magnoliopsida; Sapindales; Anacardiaceae
Exons: 1
Coding region: 1-903 (300 amino acids)
Source: RefSeq, a predicted model, not a curated record